Messenger RNA from Oryctolagus cuniculus (rabbit), 6407 nucleotides. It is a transcript of the gene CABP1, whose product is annotated as calcium binding protein 1. Gene Ontology annotation, cellular component: cytoplasm. NCBI's taxonomy places the organism in Eukaryota, Metazoa, Chordata, Mammalia, Lagomorpha, Leporidae. Gene Ontology annotation, molecular function: calcium ion binding; calcium channel regulator activity. The record is from RefSeq and is a predicted model, not a curated record.
AAUGCACCUGAGAAAGCAACAGAAGAUAACACAAGGACUUGGGCCCCUGUACCCAUGUGGGAGACCUGGAUGAAGCUCUUGGCUUCUGGCUUUGGGCUGGCUUAGCCCUGGCUAUUGCAGCCAUUUGAGAAAUGAAUCAGUGAAUAAAAAUCUCUCUCUUGUCCCUCCCUCUCCAUCUCUGCCUUUCAAAUAAAUAAAUCUUUAAAAAGAAGAAGGAGAAGGAGGAAGAGGAGGAGAAAGGAGCUGACUGUCAAAGGACCUUCCCUUGUCCCCUCUUAGUAAACAGCUAAGGACAUGCCACCUAGCUGCCUAGAGAGGAAAUGUGUUGUCAGAAAUUAACUCAGAAAUGACCUGAGGCUUUGAGUUUUGGAAGACUGUUUUAUGAACGGGCUUUCCUCUUCCUGCCCUAACGUUGAGGAGAAAUAGCCCUUGUAAAGGAUGCGAAUGCAGAUAAAACCCACAGCUCUGUCUCAUCUUCCCACAUUCCCAGCUCUAGGGGCAUCUCGUGUGUCUCUUUGGAUUUGGAUAGACUGGCCUGGUUCCCAUACUGCUUUGUGCGUAGUAGAAUCAUGGUAUUUUAUUUUUAUUUAUUUGAAAAGCAGAGAGACACAGAGAAAUAGACAGUCAGAGAUCUCCCAUCCACUGGUUCACUCCCCAGAUGCCUGCAACAGCCCAGGGUAGGACAGGCAGAAGCCUGGAGCUUGGAGCUCAAACUGGAACACUCAGUUGGGUGGCAGGGACCCAAGUCCUUGAGCUAUCAUCUACUGCCCCCUCCCAGGGUGUGCAUUAGCAGGAAGCUGGAAUCAGAAGCAGAGCUGGGAAUCGAACCCAGACACUUCUGGUAUAGAAUGAGAUGUCCCAAGCAGUGUCUUGGUGGCUAUGCCAGAUGUGCACUCCAGAUCACAAUAUUUAAUGAGGGAAUGAAUGAAUGUUGUUACCAGCUUCUGGACCUCAGGGGUUUGUUAGUUGCUAUGGCUUAGUUGAGGAGAGAGAAACCGUGAUGGUUCGAGUCCUAAUGGAUUCAGUCGCACGAGGCCUGUGUUCCUAGCAUGAGGUCUCUGUGUAUUCCUCACUCCUGCCCACAUCCCUCUGAGAGGACACGGAGGAGUCUCCGCUGCCUUCCCUCUGGGGCCUGGGUGUGGCUUGCUGUCAGCUGUGGGAGAGCACUUCUGGCUGUCUACAUUUGCCUCCAGCUGUCUCAGCAUUCUGCACCUGUCCAGAGUCCACUACACCACUGAGGAAGCAGUGUCUUCUCAUUAUUUUAUCUUCACAGCAACCUGUGAAAAUUGGCAUUAUCGGCCCCUAUUUCAGAGAUGAAGAAACAGGCCCAAGAGAGGGGAAGUGACUUGUCCAAAGGUCACACGAUAAGUAAAUGGCAGGGCUGUGCAAGGGAGCUGAGGUCUGUUUAUCUCCAAACUACACCUGCCUCUGUGCCUCACGCUGGUCCCUGGUCCAGCGGGAAGCCGCAUAUGCACGUCAUUCCCUAUUGUCUAAAGUGUCUCAUGUUACGACCCAGCCUCCCCAAGUACCUUAGCACUGGGCUGUCAUCCAAGUUCAGAUGCCUGCGGUAGACCUGCUCAGAACGGAAGGUGAGCCUACCGCUAAUCAGGAAUAAUCAGCAAUGGGCUUAUCCUUCUCAUCCCUCUGAUCCUAUUAUUCCGUUCCAGAACUCGAAUUGUGGCUUCCAGAGACUGGAGGAGAUAAGGAAAGGGGUAGGGCCAUGUGAUGGUUCACUCCUUAGAGGAGUCCCCUACCGUUUGCCCUUCUUACAUGUCCUACUGAAGGUCGGGCCAACUGCUCCAUGCCCACCUGCCCAGCUCAAGAUAAAGUGAGCCCUAAAGCAGCAGAUAUAAACCCUUGGAUCUCUCACUUCCCUUAAGUCUUAGGCCAGUGUCAGCCCCUUACCCCACCACUACCCCAAAGCAGGGUGGGAUUUUGGUUUUUCUGGCCCCUGUCUCCUGUUUUCAAAGACAGGCAUAUGUAUCUCAAGGUCAGCAAGUGGGUGCUGUGCCCUGAGCUGGCCUGCAGGGGGCAGGAGUUACCAGGUCUGACUCCAUGCCCUCCUGAAUGAAUGGUUGCCGCAACUGACCCUUUGAGAUCAGUGCUACGGGGUGGGCUUUGUGGUGAAGUGGGUUAAGCGCCUGCAUCCCAUGUCGGAGUGCCAGUUUGAGUCCUGGUUAUUCCACUUCUGACCCAUCUUCCUGCUAAUGAAUCCUGGGAGGCAGCAGAUGAGGGUGGAAGUGCUGGGGCUGCUGCCACCCACAUGGGAGACCUGGAUGGAGCUCCUGCUGCUGACUUUGGCCUGGGCCAACCCUGGCUAUUGCAGGCAUUUGGGGAGUGAAUCCGUGGAUGGAUAUCUUUCCCUCAACCUCUCCUCCCCCCAUUGCUCUGCCUUUCAAGUAGAUGAAAAUGAAUAAACAUUUAAAGCCUGUGCUGGGCAAGAGAAAGGGGCACUUAAAAAAAAAGAUUUAUUUAUUUAUUUGAACACAGAGAGGCAUAGAGAGAGAGAGAGAGAGAGAAGAGAGAGAGGUCUUCCAUCUGCUGGUUCACUCCCCAGAUGGCUGCAAUGGCCAGAGCUGCGCCGAUCUGAAGCCAGGAGUCAGGAACUUCUUCCAGGUUUCCCACGUGAGUGCAGGUGCCCAAGCACUUGGGCCAUCUUUCACUGCUUUCCCAGGCCAUAGCAGGGAGCUGGAUCAGAAAUGGAGCAGCUGGGACUCAAACCAGUGCCCAUAUGGGAUGCUGGCACUGCAGGUGGCAGCUUUACCCACUAUGCCACAGUGCCAGCCCCCAGGGGGCACUUUUUAGGUGCCUGGCAGUACGCCAGGCCUUUUCAGGCCUCAUCUCAUGAAAUUCUCCUGAGAGCCCUAGGGAAACUGCUAUUAGAAUCCUCAUUUCAUAAUGGAUGAAACUGAAGCUCAGAAGGAUCAACCAGUCCUCAAGUUCACAUGGUUACCAAGCUGCAGGGCAAGAUUUGAAACUGAGUUACUCGGACUGCAUGCCAAGUGCUGAAGCCCUGUGGCUCUCAACAAUGGCUGCAGGUUAGAAUUCCCUGGGAGGUGUUAAGCAACACCUAAACUUAGGAAAUCAGAAUUUCGGGGAAGCUCUCCUGGUCUACAACCAGCAUUGAGAACUUCUGCCUAUUUAGUUCGUUUGUAAUCGGGUUUGUGCCUGGCACCUACCCCUCUGGGGUCCCUGGUGGGCCCCAUUUUUCCAGACGAGUCCGCAGAUGGUCCAUUUUCUAUAUUUUGCCUGCAAGUCUUUCUCGAUCCCCCCCAGAGUAAAUCAAACCCUGUCUCACAUUCUCAGAGUUCAUGUGUCUCUUGUUUCUCCCAUUUAUCUGAAAUGUUGUUAAGUAAUUGUGUUCCUUGCUCUUACCUCUUGCCUGCCUGCUAGAGCAUUGGCCACCACUCUGCCCGGAAGCAGGGCCGUGUUUAUUUUGUUCCAGAGCACAGUAAACAUUAAACAGUGAGCGUCGGACAGAUGAGACUUCUUUCUUCCAUGUGAAUAAUUACUCACGGAGUCCGUAUUACAUGCCACACAUUUUCCGACAUAUACUUAUAAGUCAGAUAGGGAAAGCCCCAUCUCCCAGCGGAGGAAACCCAAGCUCAGGAAUGGGAGGCAGUCACAUUGUCAGAGCCAGCAGAGCCCGGGCCUAACCCCAGGCCUCCCCGCCCCUCCCAUUCAUCGCAGUCAAUUGAAUCUGACCCCUGGCCCAGACCCGCGGAGUGCUUCCUUGUUGCCCUGUUUCCAAGCUGUGUUCUUUGAAGAAGCCAUUUAUGUUGGCUGCUGGCUCUUUCUGGUUCAGUGCCCUGGCUUCUUCACCCUCUUUCCUGCCCUUUAGGCAUCAACACCCCACCCCCUGGCUCCUCUCUUUCCCAGGGGUGCGGCCCCUCCUUACCCAUCUCCUCUAGAAUUUUGGCGCAAACAAGGCUGCUGGGUGACUCCCCUGAUUAACCCAUUCCACGACGAGCAGCGGCUGCUCCACAGUCACCUGUCUUCACUGGGCGCAGAAACUGGACAAAAGCCCUGGGGAGAGGAGUCUGUUGCUGCAUCAGGGCCCUGGGAGGAGUCCAGCUUCCCGGUCUAUCUCUGGUGCCCCCUGCUGGGCAAAGCUGGUGUGUGGAAACAGGGCCGCUUGGAGUUUCUGGCUUGGGCUCAACUGGAAUACCCCAGGCUUCAAGGUGAGAACUUGCAGGGAAAAGCAACAGCCAAUCACCAGAUGCGUUCUGGCCCAGAGACCUUAAGGAGGGCUUUGUACAGGGCUGCUCCCCUUCUUGGCAUCUCAAGGAAGCUGGGAAUGAAUGCUCGCUCAGCGUCAGGUGGCAGAGGUUUGGAGACCUUGCUUUGGCCCCCUGCACCAGCGCGCUGCCUCCAUCAUGCCUGCCUCAGGAUCAUCUCUUGUUUCCCUUGGGGUGGAGAGAUUGCACACUGCGCAGAAGACAGCUGUGCGCAAGCCCCGGAGACUCAUCCCAUUUUAAUGGCAAGGCAAGUGUGACAAACGGAGCAUGAUAGAGUCGUCCACACAAGACCUGCUAGGCGCUCAACUGGAGCUGUCUGCUCUGGUUGCAGCUGGGAUUGCCAGGGGGCGGUGAGGAUCCGUGCUAGUCCCAAGGACUGCUCUCCAUAAGUGGCAUUCGUUUCCCUGGGGUCUCAUCUGUGCAUGCAUAUGUCUGUGCCUGCCUGUGUGUGUGUGUGUGUGUGUGUGUGUGUAUGCAUGUGUGCACAUACACAAGGCUGCAGACUGUGAGGCACCCUGGCUUUGGGGACCCAAACUAGCCAGCUUCCCCUUCUGGGUCUGUUGGCCUAAUUCCCAGCCGCAGCUGCCGCUCCGGUCCCCUCCCUGAGGCAAUCGCCCUGCAGAUUUGGCAGCAGCAAAAGGAGGGGCUGAGGGAAGGGGAGAGAAGCAGAGAGGACUCAGCUCUAAUCUGAUGGAGAUGAUCCGCCAGGCUCCUCCAGCUCAGCCGCCCUCUGCCAUCAGCUCUCCGGGCGAUUUUCUCUGUGCCCGGCACUCUCCCCUGCUGCCUUCAUCUCCUUAAGAAAGUGCCCCGAAAGUUAAACCUAGACACACAAACACACUCACAAUCCACCAAAAGGAAAAAAAAAAAUCAGAAAGCAAGAGCAGGCAGACGAGUAAGAGAGCACGCGCGCAAGAGAGGGCUCUGCUUGGUCCUGGAGGAAGAGCGGCAGAGGAAGGCAGAGGGAGGCUGGGGUUGGCCGUGACCGGCGCUACGGUCUCCCAGCCCCCCAAGCAGCCUCCUUCAUGGACCCCGGGAUCCUGAGAGGGGCUGCCUCAGCUUAGGAUGGGCAACUGUGUCAAGUCUCCACUGAGAAAUCUCUCCAGGAAGAUGCGCCAGGAAGAGAAGAGCAGCUACAUGGUGGUGCAGACGAGCGAGGAGGGGCUGGCAGCCAGUGGCGAGCUCCCAGGACCACUCUUGAUGCUGGCCCAGAACUGCGCGGUCAUGCACAACCUGCUGGGCCCUGCCUGCAUUUUCCUGCGCAAGGGCUUCGCUGAGAACAGGCAGCCUGACAGAUCGCUGCGACCAGAGGAGAUUGAAGAGCUCCGAGAGGCCUUCAGGGAAUUCGACAAGGACAAGGACGGCUACAUCAACUGCCGGGACCUGGGCAACUGCAUGCGCACCAUGGGCUAUAUGCCCACCGAGAUGGAGCUCAUCGAGCUGUCGCAGCAGAUCAACAUGAACCUUGGUGGCCAUGUAGAUUUUGACGACUUUGUGGAGCUAAUGGGGCCUAAACUCCUGGCAGAGACAGCAGAUAUGAUUGGAGUAAAGGAACUACGAGACGCUUUCCGAGAGUUUGACACCAAUGGUGAUGGGGAGAUAAGCACCAGUGAGUUGCGAGAAGCCAUGAGGAAGCUCCUGGGUCAUCAAGUGGGACACCGAGACAUAGAAGAAAUUAUCCGAGAUGUGGAUCUCAAUGGGGAUGGACGAGUAGACUUUGAAGAGUUUGUCCGGAUGAUGUCUCGCUGAGGCUGUGAGGGCCCCUCCAGGAUUGCCAAGCUCCCACAGGUGGGGAGGAGAGGAGCCGGAGCACGCCUCACCCCACCGUAGCUGCCGAGAGCCCGGGAUGAACUCGCGGACGGGGCCUGCCUGCACCCCGGGGAGGUGCCCACCCCAGACCCCCACCCCUCCGCACUGUGAAAGACUCACAACUCCUGCAACUGGAAAGGGGGGGCGCCCACCGAGGAGGAGGCCACAGUGCCAAGCCAGCAGAGUCGUGCCAGGCGCCAAGUGCCAUGUGCCCGGCCGUGGCCGGCUGGGUGGGCCAGGGAGCCCGCCGCGCAGCAGGCCCCACACAGCAUGUCUGCCUGGGCAGAGCCUCUGGCUGCCCUCCUCAGCUCUGUGCCCGUCCCAGCUCGCCUCAGAACUAAUAAAGUAUUUCCAAGAGAAAGA